CCCCUUUUUAAUCACUGCAAAAAUUCUCGAAGCUCAACGAGAGUGAAAGUUCCUCGUCUCUCAUCCCGGUCCCAAGGCAACAAACAAACAACAAGACAGUGAAAAAGAAAAGGUAGUAAAAUGAAAAUUUUGUAAAUUCGUCGAAGAAGAAGAAGAAGAAGAAAAUGAGCAUAGUGCCGAAGGAGACGAUCGAAGUGAUAGCUCAAAGCAUAGGCAUAAACAAUUUGUCAGAUGAUGCUGCUCUUUCUCUUGCUCCCGAUGUUGAGUAUCGCAUGCGCGAGAUCAUGCAGGAGGCGAUUAAAUGUAUGCGUCACUCAAGGAGGACUAUAUUGACAACAGAUGAUGUUGAUGGUGCACUUAACUUAAGAAAUGUUGAGCCUGUAUAUGGCUUUACAUCUGGAGGUCCUUUGCAGUUCAAAAGGGCUAUUGGGCAUAGGGAUUUGUUUUACGUUGAUGAUAGGGAUGUGGAUUUGAAAGAUGUUAUUGAAGCUCCUUUACCAAAAGCGCCGCUUGAUACUGGAGUUGUUUGUCACUGGCUUGCUAUUGAAGGAGUACAACCUGCUAUUCCAGAAAAUGCACCUGUGGGAGCAAUUGCUGCUCCUUCUAAUGGCACUACUUACGAACAAAAGGAGGAGCUCCCGGUUGACAUUAAAUUACCUGUUAAGCAUGUUCUAUCUAGGGAGCUUCAGCUCUAUUUUGAUAAGAUCACGGAGCUAACUUUGAGAAAGUCUGAUUCAACACUGUUUAAAGAAGCAUUAGUGAGUUUGGCUACAGAUUCAGGACUUCAUCCAUUAGUUCCUUAUUUCACUUACUUUAUAUCUGAUGAGGUUUCUCGUGGUUUAAAUGAUUACUCGCUUCUAUUUGCUUUAAUGCGUGUUGUUUGGAGUCUUCUCCAAAAUCCUCACAUCCACAUAGAACCUUAUCUGCACCAAUUGAUGCCAUCUGUAGUGACCUGCCUUGUUUCUAAAAAAUUAGGGAACAGGAUUGCUGACAAUCACUGGGAACUUAGAGAUUUUACAGCAAAGUUAGUUGCUUCUAUAUGCAAAAGAUUUGGUCAUGUUUAUAACACUCUUCAGACGCGUCUUACAAAAACUUUGCUCAAUGCACUUCUGGACCCAAAACGGGCAUUGACCCAACACUAUGGUGCAGUUCAAGGGUUGGCUGCCUUAGGACCAAAUGUGGUCCGUCUCCUUAUUCUACCAAAUCUUGAGCCAUACCUUCGACUCCUUGAACCAGAGUUGUUACUAGAGAAGCAAAAGAAUGAGAUGAAGAGAUAUGAAGCUUGGCGGAUUUAUGGUGUCUUGCUGCGUGCGGCGGGUCAAAGCAUAUUUGAGCGCCUCAAGAUUUUUCCACCUUUACCAUCAACUCCAGCCCAUGCUAUCUGGAAGUCGAAAGAAAAAGUUGUUACUGCAGCGCCAAAUAAGCGCAAGGCGAGCACAGAGCCUAUGGAACACGAACCAGCCUUGAAGAAAAUAGCAACUGAUGGCCCCACCACGGUUUCAGCCAACUCCUCACCAUCUCCCAUGCAAGUUGAAACGGUGACAACACUUGCUUCACCAGGUAAAUACGAAGCAGGCCAGCCAUCAUCAUCUGAAAAGAUGCCCAAUAGAGUUGGAAAAGACGGUAAAGUAUUGAAGAAAUCAGCCAUCCUUAAUCAAAUUUGGAAGGAUGACUUGAAUUCUGGACGUACAUUGGUAACGGUGUUCGAACUGUUUGGUGAAAGCAUUCUCUCCUUCAUUCCGUCUCCUGAGAUGUCUUUGUUUAUAUAACAUGUUGUAGAAUAGCUUAUUUCUUAUCGUUAUCGGCGUUAGAAAAUAUCAAACUGCGUUCAUCUGAAUCAUUAAACUAAAUCUUUGCAAUUUCAUUGCCGAUUUCAUUCGAUUUA
Molecule: messenger RNA, 1885 nt
Organism: Gossypium raimondii (Peruvian cotton)
Lineage: Eukaryota; Viridiplantae; Streptophyta; Magnoliopsida; Malvales; Malvaceae
Product: transcription initiation factor TFIID subunit 6
Exons: 12
Coding region: 165-1769 (534 amino acids)
Biological process (GO): RNA polymerase II preinitiation complex assembly; transcription initiation at RNA polymerase II promoter
Cellular component (GO): SAGA complex; SLIK (SAGA-like) complex; transcription factor TFIID complex
Molecular function (GO): RNA polymerase II general transcription initiation factor activity; transcription coactivator activity; protein heterodimerization activity
Source: RefSeq, a predicted model, not a curated record